Ixodes scapularis (black-legged tick) is the source of this 4782-nucleotide messenger RNA. RefSeq names its product very long-chain specific acyl-CoA dehydrogenase, mitochondrial. The transcript is spliced from 15 exons. Lineage: Eukaryota; Metazoa; Arthropoda; Arachnida; Ixodida; Ixodidae. Gene Ontology annotation, molecular function: very-long-chain fatty acyl-CoA dehydrogenase activity; flavin adenine dinucleotide binding; fatty-acyl-CoA binding. The record is from RefSeq and is a predicted model, not a curated record. The coding region runs from base 228 to 2135 and encodes 635 amino acids.
ACGUGCGUCUAGCCAUACCUGCAUUUGUUGGGCUGUGUUGCUUUUUUGCUUGUGGCUGCCGUUGGCGAGUGCGAUUUGCAGGGGCGAACGGGACUCGAGUGGCCGUCGGCUUCACCGUUCAAGAAGUAGGCCGAAGUCCCUUACAGACUCUGGAUCGCCGUGCCGACCGACUUUGAUCAUGCCGUUGUUCUGAGUGCAACAAGUUGCUACCUUCUCGACGGAGCGACAUGAUCCGAAGAGCGACCGCCUCGGCCUGCGCUCACAGGCAACGUUGGACCAAGUUCUUUCCUGUAUGUCAUGCAAGUUCAUCUUCACCCAACUACAAAGAGAACCAUGGCCACAGCGGAGGCCGGUCAAGAUCUUUCAAGAAAGCAAUGGUGUCAAAUUCAUUCUUGAUGAACCUGUUUAAGGGGGAAGCCAAUAUGGAGCAGAUGUUUCCCUACCCUGACGUGCUGACGGAGGACCAGACUGAGACCCUCCGCAUGGUGCUUGAACCAGUCACCAAGUUCCUCACGGAAGUGAACGACGCAGACAAGAACGACCUGAACGAGAGGAUCUCGGACGAGUCUAUGGCUGGCCUGAAGGAGCUGGGAGGCUUUGGGAUGCAGGUACCGCCCGAGCUGGGUGGCAUCGGAGCCACCAACACCCAGGCAGCGCGGCUGAGCGAGACCAUUGGCAACUACGACCUGAGCCUAGGCAUCACGCUGGGGGCACAUCAGUCCAUAGGCUUCAAAGGGAUUAUCCUAUUUGGGACGGACGAGCAGAAGAAGAAGUACCUCCCUGUCUUGGCGGCGGGCGAGAAACUUGCGGCCUACUGCCUGACGGAGCCUGGGAGCGGCUCCGACGCCAUGUCCAUCAAGUCACGUGCUGUGUUGUCACCGGACGGGAAGCACUACAUUCUCAACGGGGGCAAGAUAUGGAUCAGUAACGGAGGCAUUGCAGACAUCUUUACAGUGUUUGCACAGACGCCGGUGAAGACGGAGUCGGGGGAGACGAAGGAACGCAUCACGGCGUUCAUCGUGGAGCGGGGCUUUGGCGGGGUGACCUCUGGGCCCCCCGAGAAGAAGAUGGGCAUCAAGGCGUCCAACACGGCCACGGUCAAUUUCGACGACACCCCCGUGCCCGUGGAGAACGUGCUCGGCCAAGUGGGCGAGGGCUUCAAGGUGGCGAUGCACAUCCUGAACAACGGGCGCUUCGGCAUGUCGGCCAUCCUGUGUGGCACGAUGCGUUCGUCCAUCUCGAAGGCGGUGGAGCACGCCACGACCAGGGCCCAGUUUGGCAGCAAGCUGGCCACCUUCGGGAACAUCCAGGAGAAGCUGGCUCGCAUGACCAUGGCCCUCUACAUCGCCGAGGCGAUGACGUACAUGCUGUCUGGCAACAUGGACCGUGGUUUCACGGAGUACCACCUGGAGGCUGCGAGCACAAAGGUGACGGCGUCCGAGUGCGCCUGGUACGUGACGGACGAGUCCAUCCAGAUCCACGGCGGCAUGGGCUUCAUGCGCGACACCGGGCUGGAGAGGGUCCAGCGCGACCUCCGCAUCUUCCGCAUCUUCGAGGGUGCCAACGACAUCCUUCGGCUCUUUGUGGCGCUGCAAGGGCUGCAGUAUGCGGGCAGCCACCUGAAGGAGCUGCAGCGGGCCAUGAGGAACCCCACGGCCAACCUGGGCCUCAUCCUGGACGAAGGCUCCAAGAGGGUGUGGCGCGCCGUUGGGCUCAGCACGGGGCCCCCGCUCAACGAAUACGUGCACCCGCGUCUCACGGCCUCCGCCACGCUCGCGUCCAGGAGCGUCGAGCAGUUUGGAGCGGCUGUGGAGCACCUCCUGAUCCAAUACGGGAAGAACAUCAUUGACGAGCAGUUCCUGCUGAUCCGGCUGGCCAACAGCGCCAUCGACACCUACAUCAUGAUCGUGGUGCUGUCAAGGGCCACCCGUGCACUCCAGAAUCGCUACCCCAGUGCGGAGCACGAAGCACUCCUGGUAGACGUCAUCUGCAAUGAGGCUUCGGAACGGGUCCAGAUGAACCUGGGGGCGCUGCGAUCGGGCGAGAAGCUCUCCAACUUCGCCAAAAUGCGGACGGUUGCGAAGGAGAUGUGCGAAGCGGGUGGCCCAGUUCAGCUGAACCCCCUCAACGUCUGACGACCUCCUUAACGAGGUGCAAACCGAACUCAUAGAGACUCUGAACAUUAUGGUGUGUUGUAAGGCGAAAAGUGUGACUGCCUUGCCGGAAACUGCUGCACGGUGUGUGGCGGUGGUCGGGGCUCUUCUUAUAAGAAAUGGGCACAUAGAUAAUUCAAACUUCAGCGGCUAGCAACAGUGAACGCAUGGAUGACACCAUUUGGGAACACCGGCUUGAAGUGCCUCCUCGUUCGUUGAUAAUAUCAGACUAGUAAGUUUGCUGGGUGUGUGCUUUUUUAUCUUUGAAAGAAGACAGAGUCACUUAUUGUAAGUACUAUAUGGUUAGGGAACGGGAUUUUCUUCUGCUCGGAUUUUAGACGGGCCAUCUCUCAGGUUCAGCUGGCUCCGUAGUUCUUUUUUCUGUUAUUUGUGGAACAUUUAAAGGUAAGGACUUCUAGGCACCUGACUACAUUCAUGACAAUGGUAUAGUGGCGACUAAAUGCCAUGAACCUUAUGUGGAAUAGUAGGCGACAAAAGCGAGUUCGACACGCUCGCUCAAUAUUAAAGAUAAGACUUCUGGCGGUGUUGUUAGGAGUGAAUCCUAAAUGUUAGUACAGUAUUUUCCGCACUAUAAGUCGCACUUCGGUAUGUCAAGCAUUUUCGCAGAAAAGUUGGUACUAUAGAAGCCGCGCCUCUUUGCACGGUUCCCACGAUGAGCUUUUCAUUUUACGCGCAUCGAUAUCUCGAAAUGGGAGUUUUGCACAAUCAGCUAGUUCACACAUACUGUUUGAUGUGCAAUAACCUUGACGUUUUGAGUCGCGAAAAAUGCCCGUAGCACGGGCUGUCUAGCGAGGGCAAUUGAGUGUUUUGGAGCAAAAGGACCUAAACGUGCAAAAUGAGAAGGUAGUCGGCUUUAUUCGAGUGUACACAUGCCGAGAGAAUGGAAGUUUAAUGUGCCAGACACUCGUGAAUCAAGCUUUGAACCACUAUGCCUAUCCUAGGCCGAGUCGCAGAGACGACGUGAGCAUCAACGUGCAGGCAAAUAGAUAAAUAUUGACACGCUUCUUUCGGUACCGCCAAAAAGGUCGGUUAGCCGCAAUCCUUUUUACAUGUAGCAACAUGGCUGGAGCAGGGCAGAUAAAAACUGCUCAUCAAGCGGAAACAAAGAAAGACGCGGAAAAAUUUUCUGUAAUGCGUGCAUACCAGCCAACUUACCUUUCAGUGUUACUGGACUGAAGCAAAAUAAUAUGAAACCGUAGCUGAAUUAGGCGACGUCCAUCACAGGAGCUUUAUUCUUACCGUCUUGCCUACCCACAUUGAGCCGCUUCGGGGAAACUGUAAAGUUUCUCGUUUUCCGAGUCACUUAUGAAAAGUGUAGAAGAGUGUGGCGACAACAGCGCUUCUGGAUGGGGCAGCACCACCUACGGCUACGUAGUUACGAGGCUCCGUAAAAGUUGUCGCAUGGCGCAUAAAAAAAAUUAUGUAUCAAUGUGGAUUAAAACAAAAACGCAUACAAGUGGCAUCGUUGUACAAUACACACCAAGAAAAAUAUUUGUAAAAAAACGCGACUUAUACUCUGGAAAAUAUGGUAUAUGAGUAUUUUGUUGUUUCUCAGUUUAAAUAUAAGUUUUCCUGAGGUGAACUAGUAUUACGCCUUGAAUUAGCUGUUUUUGGGGGGGUUUCCAAGCAGUGAAGUUGCUUAAAAAGGUGCCAGGGUGUCUCGAUAGGGGCGUACAGUAACUAUCCAGAAACACAGCGUGGUCUAAAUACUGCGGAUACAUUUUCGCUUUAUGGUGCUUCAUUAUGCAGCGCGUGUUUAGUACUUAACGAGCAUUUCUGCAGAUAAAAGCUCUAUGCUUCAGAGAAGAAAACAAAGUAAAACUCUAUGGCCAGCAGGCUGCAGAUAUCCGUUUACUUCAAUCACAGGUUGGGUCUUAGGUUUGGAAACCUGUCUUUCUUCACCAGUCCAACUCCGAUUUCCUGUGACAUCGCUAGGCAAAUAAUGAAACUGGUUAGUAUUUAAUGACUCUGCGAUUGAAGAUUACUUCUUUGCAUGUGCUGUGUUAUACAAUUGCAGAGUUGGUCACUCGGUGCAUACGACGGCCAUAGUUGUAUCAGCUAAUAUUUUGGGGAUGCUGCUAAUUUUAUCGGGAUAACUAUUUUGGAAUAUGAAAUACACAACAGGAAAAGAAAAAGCUUUUGUAAAAAAAAUGGGUGUAGUUAUCGAUACUUUUUUCGCGAGGGUUUGUCAUUUUUUUACAAUCAGGAACUAAAAUUUGGCAUUUAAUAAUUAUGUUGCAGUAAUGGAAAGGUAACGUCGGUAAAAAUGUCUCUGGAGUGUGCACUCCAUGAACGAUGGGGCGACUCGAGGAUUGGAAUGAUUACCGCCAUCGAGGGGUUUCUGGAAUAGGAUGUGUAGGGGGGUGCCUUUGUGGAUGAUAUGCGCAGGGUUAACCUCUCCUACAUUUACAUAUUCCAGUAAAAAGCAGGGGUCUUACGGAAACACAGUCUUUCCACUACCACAUAUUUAUUAGGUGCUGACCGAGCCACGAAAUACAUUGUGUGCGCAAGAAGUUGGAGGAAGGACUUGCAAAAAAAUUUUGGAAUGUGUUCUGGCACAUGAACCCUUUCCCCGGUUACAUUAAAAUGGUACGUUGAUGCAAAUUGC